Rosa rugosa (rugosa rose) is the source of this 1781-nucleotide messenger RNA. Its product is annotated as probable serine/threonine-protein kinase PBL7. Gene Ontology annotation, molecular function: protein kinase activity; ATP binding. The record is from RefSeq and is a predicted model, not a curated record. The transcript is spliced from 5 exons. The coding region runs from base 249 to 1499 and encodes 416 amino acids. Gene Ontology annotation, biological process: protein phosphorylation. Lineage: Eukaryota; Viridiplantae; Streptophyta; Magnoliopsida; Rosales; Rosaceae.
UGUUUGUAUGUUGGAAAAGGGAAGCGCGUGAUUGGGAGUUGCGAGUCGUCAACGUCAUCGUACUCGUCGUCAUCUUCUCUCUUCUGGUCUUGCAUUUCGUUUCUCUCGGAAGGGUUAAUUAUCUGCGUGUUUUCCAAAGACUAAUAAGAUGAACAAAAGUCUGGAGACGUUGUUGAUCUGAAAAAAAAAAAGAAAAAAAAAACGACAUUAUAUUUCGUAUCUGUUCCAUUGCUGCUGCUGCUGCUGCAAUGGGCUAUUGCCCCUGUUUCGGUUUGAGGAAGGGCAAGAAGCUCAAGCGCGGCGAAGACGACGACGUUCACAAAACCCCUUCUUCCGACAAUGCCACGCCUCAAUUGUCUUCUGCUCAAGAAGAUGGAACUAAUGAUCCUACUAAGGCACAGACAUUCACCUUUCGUGAACUUGCAACUGCAACCAAAAAUUUUAGGGCGGAAUGCUUUAUUGGGGAAGGUGGAUUUGGGCCUGUAUACAAAGGGAAAUUGAGUUCUGGUCGAGUUGUAGCUGUAAAGAAACUAGAUCAGACAGGUCUUCAAGGAGACAAGGAGUUUCUGGUGGAGGUUCUAAUGCUUUCUCUUCUGCGUCACCCAAACCUUGUAAGUUUAAUUGGUUACUGUGCUGAAGGGGAGCAGCGCCUGCUUGUCUAUGAAUACAUGCCCUUAGGGUCCUUGGCAGACCAUCUCCAUGAUCUUAGACCUGAUAAAGAACCACUUGAUUGGAACACAAGGAUGAUGAUAGCUGCUGGUGCAGCCAAAGGGUUGGAAUAUCUUCACCAUGAUGCUGAACCACCUGUCAUAUACAGGGAUGUAAAAUCAGCCAACAUUUUGUUGGGGGAGGAUUUUUUCCCGAAACUUUCUGAUUUUGGGCUUGCAAAGUUUGGUCCUACUGGAGAUAGAUCGCAUGUCUCCACCAGGGUCAUGGGAACUCAUGGUUACUGUGCUCCUGAGUAUGCUAAAAGUGGAAAGUUGACAGCAAAAUCGGAUAUCUACAGUUUUGGGGUAGUCUUGCUGGAGUUGCUUACAGGACAUAAGGCCGUUGAUAGUACUCUUGGUCGUGAAAAACAGCUUGUUGAGUGGGCACGUCCUUUUAUGAAAGAUCCCAAGAAGCUUACCAUGCAAUUUGCAGAUCCAUAUCUUAGAGGGCAGUUUCCAGUACAUAUCUUGAGAAACGCAUUAGAAGUGGCUUCCAUGUGUCUAAGAGAGGAUGCUUCUGCCCGACCGACCAUGAGGGAUGUGGUACUUGCCUUGAAUUACUUGACAACCCAUCCAUAUAAUGAACCAAAGGUGUUGAGCAUCAGCACUGAGCGGGUUGAAGGAAUAAAGAGUUUGAAUGCUUCAGGGAAUAACUCUCCUAAUGAAACGACAUGUAUGUUAAACAAGAACUUGGACAGAGAAAAAGCUGUUGCAGAGGCCAAGAUGUGGGGAGAGACUUGGAGAGACAAGCGUGGUGCACAAAAUAGUCGUCAUGAUGCCUUUAGUCUUUAGAUUACCUCUCUAUUGUGCUUCCGAUCCAAUGCCUGGUCUUUCCCCCACCAUAUGGUAUCUAUCAAAGUACAGAUUUUUCUUUCCUUGCAGAAAGAACCUGGAAUGUUAGCUUCAGUUGGAAAGAGACUUUUUUAUUUUAUCUUUGUAAAUGUUUUCCUUGAGUAGCUGGUGAACUCAGCACAGACAAUAGAGUUAAUAAAAUAAUCCAAGUUAGAGUUGCAAAGAUUGAUGGGAAGAUGGUAUAGUGGAGGGUCAGCAUAAAUCCAUCUUUCGUUGCUAAUA